AUGGUCUAUCCCGCAAGCGCUCAUGUCCUCACGACAUUCCGCGAACUGUUGAAGCUCCUUCCCACUACCGAAAAGGCUCAACCACAAAUUCUACUGUUAGCAGGAGAAGUUACGCCUUUUAGAAAUGACACAGAUAGGGAGCAAGUUUUCCGACAAGAAUCCAAUUUCUUUUAUCUUUCAGGAUGUAUCGUCCCAUCUUCAUAUCUUCUCAUAGCCUUCCAGGAUGGUACUGGCCUUUCCCAGAAACCUUCAGUCGAGCUGUUCAUUCCAAAGGCUGAACUCGCCGAUAUGAUGUGGUCUGUUCCACCUCCCUCUCUGGAGGCUGCGAGCCGGACACACGACGUAACAAAGAUAGAUCAUCCUGGGGCCAUUCCAGAUGCUAUCAGGACAUUACUGAAGGCUUUUCCUGAUGCAUUGUUCCACACUCUUCCUCGAGGGUCUCCUCUAUUUCCUGCCAUCCCACCAGAAUUUACCGACCUUGUGAUGUCAUCCGAUAGUAAGAAUGCUGCUAUUAGUGACUUGUUCCUCCUUCCAGCCUUACACCAAGCCCGACUCUUCAAAGAUGAACAUGAGAUUUCUUUGAUUCGUAAAGCCAACGAGAUCAGCUCGCGAGCUCAUGAAGUGGUCAUGCGGGUUCUGGGGAAGGCUGUCAAAGGAGCUAUCGAGCGUGGUCCCGGGGCAGGCGUAGAUCGACCAUUACUCCCAGGCGAAUGGCUUAUCGAGAAGGAAGCUGAAGCUGAAGCUAUAUUUGUCGCUUCUUGUCGGAGAGAAGGUGCCGUUCACCAAGCUUAUUUGCCUAUCGUGGCAGCGACUACGCGUGCUUCCACGCUCCACUAUUGCUGCAACGAUCGUGAAUUCGCAUGGGGACCCGUACAACCACACGAUCAUCAAAAUCGCAACGAAUUCGCCCACGGAGGUGCGCGCCAGCUGAAUCCGCAGGUCCUGCUCAUCGACGCUGGCUGCGAAUGGAAUUGCUAUGCAUCCGAUAUUACCCGUACAAUGCCUGUUGGUAAUGGAGGAAAGUUUACCCCAGAGGCACGGGCAAUUUAUGAAUUGGUUCUGGAAAUGCAGAAGGUCGUAGCGAUGGACAUGAUCAAACCUGGAAUACAUUGGGAUGCAAUACAACUCAUGUGCCACCGAAUCCUCGUCAAAGGUUUUCAACGCCUAGGUAUCUUCAAGUCACCCUCUCCUUCAGCCAUUUCCUCAACCGCACCCGCUGGUGAUGAUACUUGGGACCCCGAACAUGACGAGGAGAAAAUUCUUGCUUCGGGCAUCAGCUCGGCGUUCUUCCCUCAUGGUCUGGGUCACAGCCUGGGUAUGGAUGUGCAUGACGUACCGAGCGCCAGCAAACCCAUUCCUAAUACAACACUGAACAAAGGCGUUCCAAUUGGGCACGAAAGUUUCUACACAUAUUUGAGGCUGAGGCUGCCAUUACAGAAGAAUAUGGUUGUGACCGUGGAGCCGGGGUGCUACUUCUCACCCCAUCUCAUAGCUCCUGUUCGUGACUCAAAACACAUCGAUCAAGAGGUACUGAAGAAAUACGAAAGUGUCGGGGGAGUGCGGAUUGAGGAUGUCGUCCUUAUUACAGAAGAUGGAUAUGACAACCUUACGACUGUACGAAGUGAUACGGAAUGGGUGGAGGGUAUUUGUUCAGGCGCUUUAUGA
Molecule: messenger RNA, 1665 nt
Organism: Lentinula edodes (shiitake mushroom)
Lineage: Eukaryota; Fungi; Basidiomycota; Agaricomycetes; Agaricales; Omphalotaceae
Product: Creatinase/aminopeptidase
Exons: 8
Coding region: 1-1665 (554 amino acids)
Molecular function (GO): metalloaminopeptidase activity; manganese ion binding
Source: RefSeq, a predicted model, not a curated record